UUGCCGCCAAGUUGUUCGCCCUCACUGUCUUCCACCGGCCUCUGCGCCACUGUAUUUAUAUUGCGAACCACCGCCUGAAACAACGCGUACGCUACAGCAUGUCUGCGCUAGCGCCGACGCACGAGCAAAAGCCGGACGAGACGGCGCAGGAGCAGGGGGAGAAGGAGCAGCUCGUCGUGCCCGAGGGCUACACGCUGCACUCGGAGAACUCGGCGCACAUCCUGCUACCCGCAGACAACGGCGCAUUCCUGAACCCCGUGCAGGAGUUCAACCGCGACUUGAGCAUCGCGUGCAUACGCACCUGGGGCGACCUCAUGAACGAGCAGCGCCGGGCCAAGUGGGAGAAGGACGCGGAGAGGAGGGCGCAGGGUGGCAGGAAGAGGGCGAAAAAAGCGAGAGCAGACGAGUCUGACAAGGCGGAAGACGAGGAUGUGCCGAUAACGGAGACAAGCGAAGUGCAGGAGCAGCAGGCGGCGGAAGUGGAUGCUGUCGCUGUUCCACCGAAGCCAAAGCCAAAGCUGGAGCACAAGUUCACCGUCCUCGAGGCACUGUCCGCGACAGGCCUUCGCUCCAUUCGCUACGCGAAAGAGAUACCUCUCGUUGAUUACGUGAUUGCCAACGACUUGUCAGAGUCUGCAUGUGAAGCUAUGCGGAGGAACGUCGAGCUCAACGGACUCGGUCAGAAAGAAGAGUCUGUAGAGACCGACGAAGGCAUCAUUGUAAAGAAUAUCCCACCGAAAGUACGUGUCAAUGAGGGCGAUGCUUGUGCUCUUAUGUACAAUCACCGCUCGGGACGCCACCGUGUAGACGUUGUUGACCUGGACCCAUACGGUACUGCUGCGCCAUUCAUCGAUGGUGCUGUGCAAGCUGUGAACGAAGGAGGCCUCCUGUGUGUCACUUGUACUGAUAUGGCUGUGCUCGCCGCUACUAACUAUCCCGAGAAAUGCUUUGCUAACUAUGGCGGUGUUCCCGCGAAAGCAGAAUACUGCCAUGAAGCGGCUCUUCGUCUUGUUCUCCACAGCCUCGCUACAUCGGCAGCACGAUACGGCCGCUACAUUCAACCUCUACUCUCGCUCUCUAUCGACUUCUACGUCCGUCUAUUCGUUCGCGUCAGGUCAUCCGCACUGGAGGUUAAGAAACUUUUCACGAACACUGCGACAUACUUCAUUUGCACAAGUUGCCAGGCGCCGUACGAGCAGCCGCUAGGCAAGGUGAAGACCAGUGUACACGAAAAGAGCGGCGCCGUCAAUCAUGUGUUUAGGACUCAUGCCGGCCCUCCGGUUGGCGAUAAGUGUCCGGAGUGCGACUCUGUUUUACAUAUUGCUGGACCGAUGUGGUCGGGCCCGUUGCACGAUACCGAGUUCGUGUCGAAGGUGCUUGAGCACGUAGAGACGAGCCAAGAACACUAUGGCACAUCCGCUCGCAUGAGAGGCAUGCUUACUGUUGCAAAAGAGGAAUUAGACGUGCCAUUCUACUUCACCCCCGCUCAGCUGUCUGGUGUGCUCCACUGCCAGUCUCCCUCGCUCGACAACGUAGCAUCCGCUCUUCUACACGCAGGGCACUCCGUCUCGCGCUCGCAUGCACUGCCCGGUUCGCUGAAGACGACCGCCACGCGCGCCGAAGUGCACGACAUCUUCCGCUGCUGGAUCAAAAAGAACCCUGUCAACAUGGGUAAGCUAGGCGAGAAGUCGCCCGCGCGUACACUUCUGGCGAAGGAACCCCGUGCCGAGGCCAACUUCGCGCCCCACCCGCAAAGCGUCUCGCGUUCCUCGGGCGUGAAGCUCGUCCGCUACCAGCAGAACCCUCUACCGCACUGGGGACCGGGCUCAAAGGCCGUGUCGGGCACGAAGCGCAAGCGGUCACAGGCUGAGGCCCAGGGCUAACCUUACGUUCUGAUACUGGCACGCGGGACGUCGGGACCUUGAGUCGAAAGCCAGAACAUGUUCGCCGUAGGGACAGCAUCUGUGCGUUGUAGACUACGCGAUUAUUGCGAUGAACGAGGAGGCGGCAUAGCAGUUCACGAGAUCCCAGAGUCAAGCAAGCUAAAUAUACAAAGAAAGCAAAGUUCAGAUGUGCAGAACGAAGUGCGAAGGACGAAGGAAAGGAGACGAGGGGGACAGUAAGAUCCGAAAGCGGGGAAUGGUAUGUGCGCAAGUUGUUAUACCGAUAAUAGGGGACUGGACUACAGGCCCAGCGGUGCGGGCAGGUUUGCGAUCCAUGGAUGCCUGAGCAGCUCAGCCGCAGACGGCCGCCUUUCGUGAUCCAGAUCAAAAGUUUGCUGUAGGAAGCUCUCGGCCUCCGGAGAAAUAUCAGCUGGGAUGGUCGGCUUCGUGCUCAUACCGAUCUUGAAGAUAGCCUGCAUCUGUGUUAAUUGUGGGAAGGGGUGCUCUCCUGUGAGCAUCUCCACAAUCAGACACCCUAUACUCCAGAUAUCCGCUUUUUGCGUGUACGCUGUCUGCUUCACGACCUCUGGUGCCAUCCAGAAGACGGAUCCCUGCAGAGACGGUCGAUGCGCGCGAUUACCUGGCAUCAAGUUGUCUUCCACUUUCUUGGAGAUACCAAAGUCAGAGAUCUUGAUGCCGCCCUUGUUGUCAACGAGCAUGUUAGCACCUUUGAUGUCGCGGUGGAUAAUAUCUCUCUCGUGCAGGUAGUUCAGGCCAAGCAGGAUCUGUCGCACCCAGUUGCGCACAAGCGGCUCCUCGAACGCGCCAUAGUUUCGCAAGAGGGAAGUAACGGAGCCACCAGGGACGUACUCCAGGAAGAUAUUGAGAUGAUCAUCGUCGACACAAGAGGAGAGAUAUUGGACAAUGUUCUCGUGGUGGAGGUCCUUUAGUAGCUCGAUCUCACGUUCGAGAGCGUUGAGCAUGCUUUGUUUACGCUCUGCGUUGGGUGCAGUUUGCGAGGGAAGCUCAACUUGCUUCACUGCCAUGAGCAGUCCCGUAGCAGCGUCCAUGCCUAGAUAUACUUUGCCGAAGGAUCCAGAGCCAAUGAGGGCGCCUUUGAUCCACUUGAUUGUCCUCUCUCCACGCGAAGUGAUGGCUUUCGGCUCUCCCUCAUCGUCGGUUAGUGUUCCUUCCGUAGCUUCUUCCUCCUCUUCCUCUUCGAACUCUUCGUCUUCUCCGUCUUCUUCGUCUUCCUCCGGUAUUUCCCUGAUGCUCUUAGUGUCGGCAUCGCUAGACUCAACGGCAGUCCACUCCUCGCUAUCCGAAGAGUCCUUUGAACCAGUGCCUUCUCUGCGGCUUUCAACCUCAGCGGUGAUCUCGUCCACGGUUAUCAUGCUGGCGGUGUCGGACACGUCACGCUUGCUCCGGAGUUCCUGGAUGUAGCUCAUCCGCUUGGAAGCCACAGACAACCUUGAGCCCGGACGAGAGCUAGUCAGGUUCAUCGAUUCAGCAAGCGAUUCUGACGGCAACGCGACGGGCGGCAGGAGGUGAGGACGAGAAAUCCGCUUGUUCUCCGUCGAGGUCUCUCCAAGCGAGCGGCCCUCCUCGUUUGAUAUCGAUACAUGCGGCGACGAGGUAGGGGUGUCGGGCAUGGGCGGCGGAGGAGAACGUUCCCGCACGCUCGACGCAACGGAGAUGCGCGACGCGACCGAAUUCCGGUUCGACGCGCGGGAGCCCUGUGUGCUGACACUGAAGCGCGACUGUGCAUGCGGGUUCAGCGACAUGAUGCUGUCCCUGCGGUUCGUCGGCCCGCGCAUCAUACUCUGGCGGCGCGUCCGCUCGAGCACCUUCUUCUCCGUAUAAGGGAAGUACUCGGCCAGGUGCGUCGUGAUGAGCUCGCUAGGCGGCCGCUGGCCGAAGAAGUUGCGCAGCUUGCCCUUCUUGUUCGGGCUCUUCGAUGGACUCUCCUGCGCGCUAGGAGGUGCAGAUGAGGACUCUGGCAUCUCGGAAAUUUGUACUCCAAGACCGCUGAGGAUGCUGAUAGAACUCGCGCGUUUAUAGGCGUUGGUGCCGGGUUGUGGAGUUGCACGGUCGGACGAUGGGAUUAGGCUCUCGUUCACUGUGUCUGUGCUACUAGAAGCCUUCGGGAACGAGGCAGGGUAAGGACUGGUAGGACUGGUCCUCGGGCGCUUUAUCUGGCGGAGGAUCAGUCCACUCUCGCGCACAGGCUCGUCUGGAGACGCCUGGCAGAUAGAAAGCAGCUGUGACUCUGAAAGCGGCGUCCUGGGACCGUCAGUAUUCAUAUCUGAAAAUACACCCCAUCCAUCCAUAGUCAGGCCUCCGUCUAUAAUCUCCACAUGAGGCGCAUGACUGUCCUCCAACCCUUUCAGCUUUUUCAGGGCUCUCUCCAAGAUCUCCGCUCCACCUGAGCAGUCCCACACUGGGACCAUGGAUGACUUGCCUUCCCCCGGCGCUGCAAACUUGAUCACCUUCCGCCUGAUGUCAUCUAGCGAGGGCGUGUUCGAAGAUGGGGUGUUCGGCCUAUUAAACAGACCCGUUCCCGCGCGGGAUGUGCCAGAGUUGGUGGGUGGCGAUGGCGUUGACGACGUAUGCCGCUGCGAGUCCCUGAACCCCUCAGCGAUCGGGGAGAGCAUCGACUGAUUCCCACCCGAAUGCUGUGAUGAGUAGGGAUGACCCGUGGGUCCAUUUGACGGGCGCGACUGCGGCUUCGCAGCGGGAGAUGCGAUGCCUGAUAUUGAGGCGUUCCGCCCGUGUUCGUUCGGAGAGCGGCUGUAACUACGAUUCGGCAGCUGGCUGUUCUGGAGCGGCGAUGGGGAACGGAUAGGGCGCGGUGGCAGAUUCUGUCCAGGUGGCAACGGCAGAGGUUGACUUGUGUUGAAUGCAGGCGCCUCUGGAACUGUAGGUGUCCUGCGCCCCGACAACUGGUUCGUGGGCGGCAAGAGCGAGCGCGACGUAGUACGAGCGUUGGGAGGCGGAGGCGGCGGUUGGCCACGAGGAGGCGGGGGAAUAGGAGGGAGUCCAGGGCGACCACUCGGUGUAUGGACGCUCGAUGAGCCUGCGUUUGGCUGAGGGAGGGGGCGGGUUGGCGGGUUUGCUCGCGCAGAGUCUUGACCAUCGCGAACCAAGCGGGGUAGGCCGUCUGAGCUGGAGUUAGGCGGAAGGUGCAAAGGCGCAGGACGUCCAUUGUCCAGUCUGCGCGGUCCAAGUCGUGACGCCGCAGAGGAGUGAGAGCCUUCGCUACCCACACUACCGUUCCGAUUGUGCUCUUGCAAGCGUGGUCGGCUGGCUACCAAGCUGAGAGUUGUAGAACUUGAGGAGCAUUUCUGUCUCAAUGCCUUGACACCCGCGACGAUCCUAAUCCUAUCGCCUACGGUGAAAACCCCCAUCUCCUUCAAUGUUGCUUGGUCCAAUUCCAGAAGUACGUCCCCUCUUAUGUCGUUGGCCCGAAAAACUGUCGACUGGUGAGGACAUUUGACACUCGUAAGCCAUGCAGCGACGUGAGCAUCGUUCCAAGUUCGUAAAUAGUCGGCAAAAGCUAUGCCUGGUGGAGGGUCCAGUGACACACUGGCAGUCAUGGAGGUGGGGGUGCUGGGCUGAGACAAGCCGUCAAGGUAACCUGUUCCGCUUAGGCUGAACGCAGGCAAGGUCGUCUGGCCUUGUUGUAUCAUGAACGUGGCGCCUGG
Messenger RNA from Phanerochaete carnosa HHB-10118-sp, 5587 nucleotides. RefSeq lists its product as uncharacterized. The record is from RefSeq and is a predicted model, not a curated record. Bases 99 to 1883 code for a protein of 594 amino acids. Gene Ontology annotation, molecular function: RNA binding. The transcript is spliced from 17 exons. Gene Ontology annotation, biological process: tRNA N2-guanine methylation. Lineage: Eukaryota; Fungi; Basidiomycota; Agaricomycetes; Polyporales; Phanerochaetaceae. Gene Ontology annotation, cellular component: nucleus.